UUUACACACAGGUGGCAGCAGUUUCUUAUUUGAUUCCUCCCGUUGUAAGGCCUGAUACAAUUAUACAGACUCAAAUCAUCUUCAGUAUGCCUGCCCUUCGAUGAUCGCAUCCCUGAUGGUCUCUGUGCAACCCCCCAGCUCUUAUGACACCCCCACGUCUCUGGCCACGAACUCUCCUCUUCACUCCCUCCUCAGUCUCGUACGGAUGAAGCAAUGGCCUUCCAAAGCACCCCGGUCCUUGACCGGUUUAUCACCGGACUCGCAGAUCUAAUCAGGAACCGCGAUGGCGCCAAACUCCAAGAUUUCUUGCAGAUCGAACCUCCGCUGCCCGAUGUAUACCGACAGAUGGUAGACGAGCUGCGACAACACUACCCUAGUGGAUCUCCAAAGGAAGCAGAGCUGCUGCGGCGGUGCGAAGGACUAGUACCACGCUCGAAAGGUAGCAGCUCAUGGACUGCCUUUCCAACAUUUAUGAAGCUCUAUUUUACCUUUCUGCGGGAUGUGAAUGUGGAAAAUCUUUUAGAGACGUACAACUUGCUGAAGGGACUACUGAACCAAUGCGUUUUGGCCUUGGGUGAUAGCCAAUUCGGUAUUGUUGUCCUACCGACCGUGCUUUAUCUCUCAAAGGUUUUGGCUAAGUUGGCUAUGGGCCUUGACCGUCGGCCCGAACUUGUCGCUCAUCUGUUAAGAGUUGAAGGCGGCGCUGACCAAGAUGAAAGCACCGAGAAAGUUACGCUGGUGGAAAAAUCCGCCAAUGUGGUACGAGAAGCAUUCAUCAAGUGCCUUACUGAUCGCAGCGGCACACCGGGUGUCCAUGGGAAACCUGAGGGCAAAAGGGUCGGGAUUUACCUUAUGGCCAACUUGUGUCUAAAAUUACUUUUCCAGUGUGGUAAACUUCGAAAUGCGGAACAGAUGUUUGCCAGUAUUACGGCUCAAUCUCCACCCUUGAAAUAUUUCCCUGCUUCCCAGAGGGUGACGUACCUAUACUACCUCGGGCGUUACCUUUUCUCCAACAACCUGUUUUUCCCAGCCCAGAUCGCUCUACAGGCUGCUUAUGAUCAGUGUCAUCACCAAGCGAUAAACCAAAAACGGGUUAUUCUCACCUACCUUAUUUCUUGCAACAUCAUUCUGGGGCGCUUCCCAUCGAUGAGCUUACUGCAAUUGCCGGAAUCACAAGGCCUCGCCGAUAAAUUCAUUCCAUUGUGUCGAUUAAUCGUCCGGGGAGAUUACAUCGCCUUUCGCGAGCACCUGUCAGUAAAUUCACCUUCUACCGAGUGGUUUGCGCGGAAAGGUGUCCUUCUCGCCCUGCGCAACAGAUGUGAGAUCCUUGUCUGGCGGUCCCUUGCGCGCAAGGUUUUUGUUCAUGCUGGGUUUCAUGGAGACACGACAGGCCAGGCUCAAAGGGGUCCACCUCCGUUCCUGUAUUUGACUAAACUUGAGACUGCUGUAAAAUGGCUCCGCUCACAACACUUGCAAUCAGCCCAUACAUCCUCUCUCAGCCCGUCGCAGGAUAUCCACCAAAUUGGAUCCCAGAUUUUGUCCGUAGCGCCAGAUCCAGACUUCACUUUACCCACUGAUAUGAGUGCGAACAACGCUCCGGACCCAGCGAUUUUAUCAAAAUACGAAGACUACCUGUGCCCCGAGAGCUAUUUCGACGCAUCGGGACAACUACAACAAAACCCAACGAAGAGCUUAGUUGAUGGAAACCCCGGGACAGACUACAACGAGUACGAGUUGGAUCCAUAUGCCCAUCGAAUCAACGAGAAUUCCGACCAAAAGGAUGGAAAACCCACGCAGUUGAUGCGUGAGAUUGAAUCUAUUCUGGCCUCUCUGCUCACACAAGGACUCAUGCGUGGAUAUCUCACGCAUCGGAAUCCCCGUCUUGCUAUUCCUGGUGCUCGACUACGCGGAGCCUUGCCUACAGGGUUCCCUAAUGUUUGGCAGACUAUUAUUGCCCGGGAGGCAGAGGAUACAAGUGUUCCUGGUUGGGUUCAGCCGCCACCAACGAUAGCGGCGCCGGCUUUGGCGGCGGCGGGAGGAGGAGGUAGGGUCGUGAACCUUUCUGGUGCAAGACCGGUUGGGGUUCAGUGAUUAUUCGGCUUUGUUUGAAACCACAAAGAUAUAUGCCAUUGAAUUAAUUACGAGACAGUACCUUUACUUCCAUGACUAGAACGACCUGCCUAUACAGCUCAGAGAAGCUCCCUCUAUAUCUCUACCAAAUUUAAGACAAUGACGUAUGAACUUAGUCCUGUAUCAUGACUUGUUCCCAUUCCAAAAUAGGUGUAUAUAGAUGAAACUAUACGGUGUUACUAUACUAUAUUAUCCUUCACC
Aspergillus ochraceoroseus IBT 24754 is the source of this 2331-nucleotide messenger RNA. RefSeq lists its product as uncharacterized. Gene Ontology annotation, molecular function: RNA binding; double-stranded DNA binding. Gene Ontology annotation, cellular component: transcription export complex 2. The transcript is spliced from 3 exons. The record is from RefSeq and is a predicted model, not a curated record. Lineage: Eukaryota; Fungi; Ascomycota; Eurotiomycetes; Eurotiales; Aspergillaceae. Gene Ontology annotation, biological process: transcription elongation by RNA polymerase II; poly(A)+ mRNA export from nucleus; post-transcriptional tethering of RNA polymerase II gene DNA at nuclear periphery. The coding region runs from base 214 to 2091 and encodes 625 amino acids.